Macrosteles quadrilineatus (aster leafhopper) is the source of this 2031-nucleotide messenger RNA. RefSeq names its product adiponectin receptor protein-like. Gene Ontology annotation, biological process: adiponectin-activated signaling pathway. Gene Ontology annotation, molecular function: signaling receptor activity. NCBI's taxonomy places the organism in Eukaryota, Metazoa, Arthropoda, Insecta, Hemiptera, Cicadellidae. The record is from RefSeq and is a predicted model, not a curated record. The transcript has 2 exons. Bases 181 to 1239 code for a protein of 352 amino acids. Gene Ontology annotation, cellular component: plasma membrane.
CAGAAACUCUAGUUUUGUACAGAGCGCUUAAAUAAAGUGCCUACAAUAACUUAACCUAGCUUCAGACACUGACUGGGGGCUUCAACCUUUUGUAGAAUAGGCAAAUUGUGGACACUCCGAAAUGCAUUGGAUGAGCUUGAAACUAAGCUAAAUAGGACUGUGUCAACCAUUCAAUGUCUCAUGGAAGAGGAACAUUUCGAACUAGACAAAACAAAGUCUAUAAACUCUUCAAGCUCUUAUCAAGAGGAAAAAUCAACACAAAAAAGUGACACUUUACGAAAAAGAAUGGUUAAUACAGUGGAUGUUGACACUGAUGCCAAACAAUCUGAAGACAAAGCCAGUGACAGCCUGAGGACCAAGCACUACACUUGGAAGACUUGCGACUACUGGAGUUUACCCAAGUGGCGGCAAGACAACUAUUUUAUUCUCAAAGGCUACAGACCUUCGUUGCCAUCAUUCUGGGCGUGUUUCCUCUCAAUUUUUCGAAUUCACACAGAAUCGGGAAAUAUUUGGACUCAUGUGUUUGGAUGUGUACUUUUCCUUAGUUUAUUCCUCCACGUGUCACUGAGUUCUCUUCCACUAGAAGACAAGUUAGUACUGUCACCUUUCUUUAUCGGUGCCAUUCUCUGCCUUGGUUUCUCAUCGUCCUAUCACACUCUGAUGUGUCACUCACAAUCAGUCUCGUCCAUGUUCAAUCAUCUGGAUUACUGCGGAAUAACUUUACUCAUCAUCGGUUCCUUCGUCCCUUGGGUUUACUACGCCUUUCUGUGUGACAGUCGACUCAGGCUUCUCUAUAUUGCUGCUGCCCUCGCACUCGGCACCGUUACUGUUGUUCUCUCCCUCUCUCCGAGAUUCAUCACCCCAGUGUACCGUACAAUCCGAGCGACAGUGUUUGUUGCCUUAGGCCUCAGUGGAGUGAUUCCUGGUUUACAUUUCAUAGUGCUGAACGGAGUGGAGACUUUAAUUAGUUUUGCAGCACCGUUGCUCCUUUCUGCUUUCCUCUACAUACUUGGAGCGGUUUUUUAUGCCACUAGAGUUCCUGAAAGGAUCUUCCCAGGGAAAUGUGACAUCUUAUUUCAAAGCCACCAAAUCUUCCAUGUGCUAGUUGUAGUGGCAACUUUAAUAGACUACUUUGGAAUCAUUCAAAUUGCAACAGUCACUCAAUUUAGCAGAAACGACCCUAGCUUUUGUCCAAACAAGCAAUAUGAAAAUGAAAACCCAAUACAUCAAUAUUUAUGAUUAUAGUAGUGUUUUUCAAGCGUUGUUAGGACAAAUUUACUUUGCAGCUCAAUAGUGGAAUUACUAAAUUGGUUAAUCAAGGUGUUUUUGUGUUGAUCAGCCUGAUUUAAAUUAUUAGGUUAGCUACAGCAAUAAAAAAUAAAAGCUAUGUUUCAUAUCAGAAAAGUAUAUUACUCUAUUAAUAAACUCAGCAUUCUAAAAUAUUUAAAAAAAACACACACACAAAUCAUUCUGAGUUACAAAAUCUAGGCCAAAAAGUAAAAAAAUAUAUAGGCUAGCCUACACCUAAAAUACAACAUAAAAUAUUUUUUGCCAUGUAAGUUCUAGGGCUAUACAGUUACCUAUACAGCUUAUCUUGUAGGGAUGCAAAUUUGAGAAUUAGGACAAACAAAAACCCUAUAUGCCUAGUUGCCUUCAUGCAAAGCCGCACUAGAUAUACCUGGUGCGACCUUGCUUCAUGUUCUAAUAGAAUUUGGUCCAGACACUGUAAAAGGAUGAAUAUUCUUACUGUAAGCCCUAGUUGUAGGGCCUAGUCAAAUUAGAUUCAGAUUGUAUUAGCCUAUCGGUUUGAACCAUUUCAGACUAUUGCAGUUAACAGCAAUAAACAAUAGUAGGCUAUUAUCUACAACAAAACACACAAAAACACUUGGUUUUUCAUGUUAUGUGGCUGAAUAUCAAGAUACCUAAGUCAGAUGAAGAAAGUUUUCAAAUACUGUAUGAAAUUGUGUUUUGUGAAUUGUUUGGUAGGUACUGUAUUUAACAAUCUAAAAAGAUAAUAAACCAUCUGACCAA